Messenger RNA from Kwoniella botswanensis, 693 nucleotides. RefSeq lists its product as uncharacterized. The record is from RefSeq and is a predicted model, not a curated record. Lineage: Eukaryota; Fungi; Basidiomycota; Tremellomycetes; Tremellales; Cryptococcaceae. The coding region runs from base 1 to 693 and encodes 230 amino acids. The transcript is spliced from 5 exons.
AUGUCCUUCAAAUCAAUUAUCAUCGCUUUACCAUUCCUCCUUGCCGUCUCAGCUUCUUCUCCCUCAUCAUCGACAGAACACAAUAUCUUCUUGGGAUGUACCGACCCUCUGGCUACUCCAAUCCGACCAUUGAAGGUCAAUGCCGAUUCGGUAUCUAGCUGUGUUGAAUCAUGUGGUUCAUCAGCUAUCAAAAACACUUUCGCUUACUGGUUAGGAGGCGAGGAAUCUUCAUGUGUCUGUUCGACAGUCGGUCCAGCAGAGGAAUAUGAUAUCGCUUUUCCUAGAGACGGGGAAAGUAGUUGUGAUGACCAUGAAGUUGCUGUCUUCGUAACCAAAUCUGGUCAUUCAUUCCAACAUCAACCCAAACGAUCCGGUCGAUCAUCAUCCAAAUUCAAACGAUCAUUACCUCCAAUCGAAAGAGAUACGUCAUGUCCUGAACCUUUGACCGCAUGUAAUGUCGAGGGUGAUUCGAGCAGUUAUCAAUGUAUUGAUCCCCAAUUCGCUUUGAACUCAUGCGGUGGUUGCAUUCACGGUGAAUUCGGGUCUACCUCAGUGGCAUCUUCAGCAGUAGACUGCUCGAAACUCGAAGGUGUAGCUGAAGGAGGAGUGAUCUGCUCAGCAGGUAGAUGUAAAGCCUAUAGAUGUUCGGAUGGAUAUCAAUUAUCAAGUGCCAAUACUUGCGUCAAGAAGUAA